CAGUGUCGGAUUUACGGUGAAAGAAUUUGAAGAGGCGCGUGGAAGAUGGCAGAGAGGUUGGAGUGGGUGGAAAUCAUUGAACCACGUACGCGGGAGCGCAUGUAUGCCAACCUUCUGACGGGAGAAUGUGUGUGGGACCCUCCACAGGGUGUUUACAUCAAACGGACUGGUGACAACCAGUGGUGGGAGCUCUUUGACCCCAACACUUCACGCUUCUACUACUACAAUGCCUCAACCCAGCGUACAGUGUGGCAUCGGCCUCAGGGCUGUGACAUCAUCCCCCUGGCCAAACUGCAAACUCUAAAGCAGCACACUGAUUCCACAAGCCCCCAGGCUGCGAGUGCCGCCGGAGGCAGCAGAGCAUCAGCCGACAACAGCCCAGGACGGAACAGCGGGGUCAGCAGAGAGGGAAGCACAUCCUCGUCUUUGGAGCAGGAGCUGUCUGAAAAACAAGGCAGCCGAGACGAGUCUGAAAGAAAUUCUCCUUUCAGGUGGAACACUGGUACAAAAGAGCGGAUUCUGAUCAAGGUGACAGACAGAGAACCUAGCUUCUUAGCACACCAGGGAAAUGGUUAUUCUGGAUGUGAGCCCUCCACCCCUGGUGCUCCCCCUGGGGUUGGCACCACUUCUAGGACUCGUCAUUCUUCAGGAGGUAACCAGGCCUGUGAACCAGAUGGCUCCCCUGUUACUUAUGCUGACCGGCGUCAGUCUUCCUUCAUGAAGCGGGCUGAGCUUGGUGGCACUGGUUCCCUUCGUCGUUCUUCUGCUGACUCUCAGCCCCCCUCACCGCGUUAUGCCUAUGAACCUCCUCUGUAUGAAGAGCCACCUUCAGAAUACCAGUCCCCUCCCAUCUAUGAGGAGCCACCCACUGAUAUGCAGCUCUCUGACCCCUCCUCUUUUUAUGGUACUGGAAGGUCUCCUACUCACAAGUCUUCUGCCCCACUUUAUCACUCCCCAAAGCAGAGCCAGUCACCCUAUGGCCAGCUGGUUCUAACACGGCAGAAGUGCUCAGAAAAGACCCAGAGUCUGGAGUACAGCCCUGUGGGGAAGGAGUAUGUGAAGCAGCUGGUCUAUGUGGAGCAGUCGUCUUCAAGCCCUCGUUUCAAGACCACAGACCGUUUGCUGCAUUACGGGACUACAGGGGGUUAUGGUGGCUCAUUUGGGGGAUCUUUUACACUACAACACAGCCAGUCUUUGAUCAGAGACCCACGCCUCCUGCUGGACUGUAAUGUGGAAGGUGGAGACACUGGGCAGCGGUUGCUCUAUGAAGACUCCUUAUCCUGGGCAUCCAACCAGAAUCACUCUUUCUCUUCAUCCUCUACAGGUGUGCAUAGGGUGUUCUCUCCCAGUGGAAACCGCAAACGCAAGAACCGUAAGCCAUCACUCCCUCAAGACUUGGGGCACUGUGGUGGACCCGAGGGGGAGUUAGCAAGUACAGCAUCUGAGGCAAUGCUGGCUCAAGCAAGGCUAGCCUGGGAGGCCCAGCAGGUGAUGAAGCAAAGGAGCAGUUGGGACUCUGGGCAAGGAGGAGGAACAGCACAAUGUGGUAGCUCUAAGGAUGGGUAUGAGAGUGAUGGUGCGGUGCCUCUACCAUUACCUGGACCCGUGGUCAGGGCAUUUAGUGAGGAUGAGGCGCUGGCGCAGAGUGAUGGGCACCACUGGAAACGCAGUACCUUUGAUCGACUGGGCUUUCCACAGGCCUUGCUGGAGAAAAGUCUCUCUGUUCAGACUAACCUCGCCUCACCUGAGCCUUACCUGCACCCCUCACAGUCAGAGGACCUUGGAGCAUGCGUUCAGUUUGAUGUCCAUCGGAACGCCAGGAACAUGAUGCCGAGUGCCAGUUGUGGUAUCUUCCCAGAGUUCAGUUUAAGAAAACCCUCCUCAGAAACUGACAUCGAGAACUGGGCAUCAAAGCACUUCAACAAGCAUACGCAGGGACUGUUUAGGAGGAAAGUGUCAAUCGACAUGCUUGCUUGGAGCAGUGAGCCCAUCAAGAAGCCCAUGAUCGUUACAGCUGAUCGCAUCGUGAAGAAAGAGCGGUGGACUCUUUAAGCUCAUCCAGACUACAUGGGAGACCGGCGGUCCAAAGCCGACCCACUUGCUGUGGCGCUGGAGGUGGUGGUGCGCGGGUGGAGUAACCAGGGUUUACGGGAUGAGCUGUACAUCCAGCUGUGUCGUCAGACCACAGAGAACUUCCGCUAUGACAGUCUGGAGCGAGGCUGGGAGCUGAUGGCUAUCUGUCUGGCCUUCUUCCCUCCCACACCUCGCUUUCAUACCUACUUAGAGGGCUACAUCUUCCGACACAUGGACCCACUCAAUGACACCAAGGGAGUGGCUAUUAGCAGCUAUGCUAAAUACUGCUACAGGAAGCUAACCAAGGCUGCACUGACCGGGGCCAAAAAGGGCUUGCAGAAACCCUGCCUAGAGGAGAUCACAUAUGCCAGAAAUGCCAUCUUCAGCGUCUCUAUGUUUGGCUCCUCCCUGGAGGAGGUGAUGAUCCUCCAAAAGGAACGAUAUCCAGACCACCAGCUGCCCUGGGUACAGACUCGCCUCUCAGAAGAGGUUCUGUGCCUCAACGGAGAUCAAACAGAAGGAAUCUUCAGGGUACCAGGGGACAUCGAUGCUGUCAAUGCAUUGAAGCUGCAAGUUGACCAAUGGAAAAUCCCGACUGGACUGGAAGACCCACACAUCCCAGCAUCUCUCCUGAAGUUCUGGUACAGGGAGCUGGAGGAGCCACUGAUCCCUCAUGAGUAUUAUGAGCAGUGUAUCAGUCACUAUGACGACCCCGAGGCUGCUGUCAGUGUUGUUCUGGGCCUGCCACACAUCAACAAGUUGGUGCUCUGCUACCUCAUCCGCUUCCUCCAGGUGUUCGCUCAGCCUGCCAGCGUGGUGAUCACCAAGAUGGACGUGAAUAACCUGGCCAUGGUGAUGGCGCCAAACUGCCUACGCUGCCAGUCCGAUGACCCCAGGGUUAUCUUUGAAAACACACGCAAGGAGAUGUCUUUCAUCCGGGUGCUGAUCCAGCGGUUGGACACAAGCUUCAUGGAUGGAAUUCUAUAGCCCCGCCCAAAACAUAAACACAAUCCAUUUCGACAUGACCUUUAUCCUUUGCUUGCUCCAUCCAUCCAGUCCAAAGCACCUGAGCUGCCGAGCC
Molecule: messenger RNA, 3154 nt
Organism: Thalassophryne amazonica
Lineage: Eukaryota; Metazoa; Chordata; Actinopteri; Batrachoidiformes; Batrachoididae
Gene: arhgap39
Product: Rho GTPase activating protein 39
Biological process (GO): signal transduction
Cellular component (GO): cytoskeleton; cytoplasm
Molecular function (GO): GTPase activator activity; protein binding
Source: RefSeq, a predicted model, not a curated record